Pyrgilauda ruficollis (rufous-necked snowfinch) is the source of this 1765-nucleotide messenger RNA. It is a transcript of the gene SLC1A4, whose product is annotated as solute carrier family 1 member 4. The record is from RefSeq and is a predicted model, not a curated record. NCBI's taxonomy places the organism in Eukaryota, Metazoa, Chordata, Aves, Passeriformes, Passeridae. The transcript has 8 exons. Gene Ontology annotation, biological process: L-glutamate transmembrane transport; L-serine transport. Bases 69 to 1667 code for a protein of 532 amino acids. Gene Ontology annotation, cellular component: plasma membrane. Gene Ontology annotation, molecular function: L-alanine transmembrane transporter activity; L-serine transmembrane transporter activity; L-aspartate transmembrane transporter activity.
GCGCCGCUCAGUCCGUGCCUGGAGCGCCGCACGGUAGCGGCACACGAGGAGCCGCUGUUCGGCGCAGCAUGGAGGAGGCAGCGGCGGCGGGUGAGGGCAAGGCGGGCCACGGCCGGAACGGCCAUGCCGAGGGCCCGGCGGCGGAGGAGCGGCGGGGCGGCGCGGCCCGGCUGCGGGGAUGCCGCGGGUUCCUGCGGCGGAACGCGCUGGUGCUGCUGACGGUGUCGGGGGUGGUGGCCGGCGUGGCGCUGGGGGCCGCCGUGCGCGGCGCGGCGCUGGGCCCGGCACAGGUCUCCUACCUGGCCUUCCCCGGGGAGCUGCUGCUGCGGAUGCUGCGCAUGGUGAUCCUGCCGCUCGUGGUCUGCAGCCUGGUGUCGGGCGCCGCCAGCCUGGACACCCGCUCGCUCGGCCGCCUGGGUGGCAUCGCGCUCGCCUAUUUCCUGGGCACCACGCUGCUCGCCUCCGGCCUCGCCGUCGCCCUCGGCUUCAUCAUUCGCCCCGGCGCCGGUGCCUCCGCGCUCAACACCCAGCUGGGGCUGCCGGGCGCGCUACCCAAGAGCAAGGAGACGGUGGACUCCUUCCUCGACCUCAUCAGAAACCUGUUCCCUGCAAAUCUUGUUGCUGCAGCUUUUGAAACGUAUGCGACAGACUAUCAGAUACUGCUCAGGAACACAACCUCUGGAAAUGUCACAUGGGAAAAGGUCCCUGUUGGUACUGAUAUCAGAGGGAUGAACAUCCUGGGACUGGUGCUGUUUGCUCUGGUUUUAGGAGUGGCACUUAAAAAGCUUGGCCCGGAGGGGGAAGAUCUGAUUCGCUUCUUUAACUCAUUUAAUGAGGCAACAAUGGUCUUGGUUACCUGGAUUAUGUGGUAUGUACCUAUUGGCAUUAUGUUCCUUGUUGGGAGCAAGAUUGUGGAAAUGGAAGAUAUUGUGCUUCUGGUGACCAGUCUGGGAAAAUACAUCUUUGCCUCUAUCCUGGGCCACGUCAUCCACGGAGGAAUCAUUCUGCCGCUUAUUUAUUUUGCAGCCACACGGCAAAAUCCGUAUCGUUUUCUCUUAGGACUUAUCACACCACUUGCUACUGCCUUUGCCACUUGCUCCAGCUCAGCCACGCUCCCAUCCAUGAUCAAGUGUAUCGAGGAGAACAACGGAGUUGACAAGAGGAUCAGCAGGUUUAUCCUUCCCAUUGGGGCCACUGUAAACAUGGAUGGAGCUGCUAUUUUCCAGUGCAUGGCAGCUGUGUUUAUUGCUCAGCUGAAUAAUGUCGACCUCAACCCUGGGCAGAUCUUCACAAUUCUCGUGACAGCCACGGCGUCCAGCGUGGGAGCAGCCGGGGUCCCUGCCGGAGGCGUCCUCACCAUCGCCAUCAUCCUGGAGGCCAUCGGGCUGCCCACCAACGACCUGUCCCUCAUACUGGCCGUGGACUGGAUCGUGGACCGAACCACCACAGUUGUGAAUGUGGAAGGGGAUGCCCUGGGAGCAGGCAUCCUUAAUUACCUGAAUGAAAAAGACAAGAAAGAGAGAGAGCAGGAGCUCAAGGAAGUCACUGUAGAAGCAGUUGCUAACAGCAAGUCUGAAGCAGAAACGUCACCUUUGGUAACCCACAAAAACCCAGUCUCCAACACAAGCAGCACAGCAGACCCUGAGUCCAAGGAAUCAGUACUGUGAACUCGAGGCCGCUCGUCAACACCAGUCCUAGAGGUGGCUCAGGGACUUGUCAACGCACCCAGACGUUUGCAGUGCGACCGGGGGCUGGAUGGCUCUUG